Nycticebus coucang (slow loris) is the source of this 3310-nucleotide messenger RNA. It is a transcript of the gene MTSS2, whose product is annotated as MTSS I-BAR domain containing 2. Lineage: Eukaryota; Metazoa; Chordata; Mammalia; Primates; Lorisidae. Gene Ontology annotation, molecular function: actin binding; phospholipid binding. The transcript is spliced from 15 exons. Gene Ontology annotation, biological process: cell projection assembly; plasma membrane organization. Gene Ontology annotation, cellular component: cytoplasmic side of plasma membrane; actin cytoskeleton. The coding region runs from base 236 to 2500 and encodes 754 amino acids. The record is from RefSeq and is a predicted model, not a curated record.
GCGCCGCCAGCUGUCCGCGCCGCGCCCCCCGCCAGCCCCGCCGCAACAUGGCCCGCGCCGCCAGCCGCCGGCCCGCGACCCCGGAGCGCGGCGCGGCCGGCCGCUGAGCGCGGCCCGCAGGCGGGAGGCCGGCGCGGCCUCGGAGCCCGCGCCCGCCGCGGCCCGGACCCCUCCCCCGCGCGGCCCCGCGCCCCGGAGCGCCCCGCCGCCGCCGCCGCCGCCGCCCGGCCCGAGCAUGGAGACGGCGGAGAAGGAGUGCGGCGCCCUGGGCGGGCUUUUCCAGGCCAUCGUCAACGACAUGAAGAGCUCCUACCCCAUCUGGGAGGACUUCAACUCCAAGGCCACAAAGCUGCAUUCCCAGCUGAGGACUACUGUGCUGGCUGCUGUGGCCUUCUUGGAUGCCUUCCAGAAAGUGGCUGACAUGGCUACCAACACCCGAGGGGCCACACGGGACAUCGGCUCAGCGCUCACGCGCAUGUGCAUGCGCCACCGCAGCAUCGAGACCAAGCUGCGGCAGUUCACCAACGCGCUGCUGGAGAGCCUCAUCAACCCACUGCAGGAGCGCAUCGAGGACUGGAAAAAGUCGGCCAACCAGCUGGACAAGGACCAUGCAAAAGAGUACAAACGGGCUCGGCAUGAGAUCAAGAAGAAAUCCUCAGACACGCUGAAGCUGCAGAAGAAGGCACGCAAAGAGCUACUUGGGAAAGGAGACCUGCAGCCCCAGCUGGACAGUGCCCUGCAGGAUGUCAACGACAUGUACCUUCUGCUAGAGGAGACGGAGAAGCAGGCAGUGCGCCGGGCACUGAUUGAGGAGCGAGGCCGCUUCUGUACCUUCAUCACCUUCCUGCAGCCUGUGGUGAAUGGAGAGCUUACCAUGCUGGGAGAGAUCACCCACCUGCAGGGCAUCAUCGACGACCUGGUGGUGCUGACCGCAGAGCCCCACAAGCUGCCUCCCGCCAGCGAGCAGGUGAUCAAAGACCUGAAGGGUUCAGACUACAGCUGGUCCUACCAGACCCCCCCCUCGUCACCCAGCAGUUCCAGCUCCCGGAAGUCCAGCAUGUGCAGUGCCCCCAGCAGCAGUAGCAGUGCCAAGGGUGGCGGAGCCCCGUGGCCAGGGGGUGCCCAAACAUACUCACCCAGUUCCACUUGUCGCUACCGCAGCCUGGCGCAGCCAGCCACCGCCACCACCCGCCUCUCCAGCGUCUCCUCCCAUGACUCUGGUUUCGUCUCCCAGGAUGCCACCUACUCCAAGCCCCCCUCGCCCAUGCCUUCAGACAUCACCAGCCAGAAGUCCUCCAGCUCUGCGUCCUCUGAGGCCUCGGAAACCUGCCAGUCCGUUAGCGAGUGCAGCUCCCCCACCUCGGACUGGUCCAAGGCUGGCCCUCACGAGCAGCCCUCAGCCACCACCCUGCAGCGGAGGAAGGACCGGGUGGAACUCCUCCGAGACACAGAGCCAGGCCCUGCCAGCGGGAGCAUUGUGGGCCCCAGUGGGGAGGAGGUGCCUCGACCCCGGAUGUCCCCUGCCACCAUUGCAGCCAAGCACGGUGAGGAGGUGUCCCCUGCAGCCAGUGACCUGGCCAUGGUGCUGACCCGAGGCCUGAGUCUCGAGCACCAGAAGAGCAGCCGAGACUCACUCCAGUACUCGAGUGGCUAUAGCACGCAGACCACCACGCCCUCAUGCUCCGAGGACACCAUCCCAUCCCAAGGCUCCGACUACGACUGCUACUCCGUGAAUGGGGAUGCAGACAGCGAGGGCCCUCCUGAGUUCGACAAGUCAUCCACCAUCCCGAGAAACAGCAACAUCGCCCAAAACUACCGCCGCCUGAUCCAGACCAAGCGCCCAGCUUCUACCGCUGGGCUGCCCACUGCGGGGCUACCAGCAGCCAGCGGCCUGCCCUCUGGUGCACCCCCUGGCGUGGCCACCAUUCGCCGCACACCCUCCACCAAGCCCACCGUGCGUCGCACUUUGUCCAGCGCUGGUCCCAUCCCCAUCCGGCCGCCCAUCGUCCCAGUGAAGACGCCUACCGUGCCAGACUCCUCUGGCUACGUGGGGCCCACCCGGGCAGGCAGCGAAGAGUGUGUCUUCUACACGGAUGAGGCCGCCUCCCCACUGGCCGCAGACCUCGCCAAGGCCUCCCCAAAGAGACUCAGCCUGCCCAACACAGCGUGGGGCAGCCCGUCCCCAGAGGCAGCCAGCUACCCAGGGGUCGGAACGGGGUCCGGGCUGGCAGCUGAGGAUGAGGAGCAGCAACAGCUGGCUGCAAACCGGCACAGCCUGGUGGAGAAGCUGGGGGAGCUGGUGGCAGGCGCCCAUGCCCUGGGCGAGGGCCAAUUCCCCUUCCCCACCACCCUGUCGGCCACCCUCACAGAGGAGACACCCACCCCACCUCCAGCUGCCACCAGUGACCCCCCAGCUGAAGACAUGCUGGUGGCAAUCCGGCGUGGGGUCCGGCUCCGCAGGACCGUCACCAAUGACAGGUCAGCACCCCGCAUUGUAUGAUGGCACCGCCCUCCCCACCCUCUUUGGCCUCGGUGUGAGCAGGUGGCCUGGCCUAUGAGCAGCAGCUGCUCAGAGCGAAGGCACAGUCAGGAGGGAGUGCUGGGCCAGGGAAGAGGCAGAGCCACUCUAUGGAAAGAGACACCAGGCUUGGAUUCCAGCAUUUAAACAGGAGGUGACCUCUUUAACAACCUUGCCAGGACAGCGCCCACGGGCCUGGAACUGGGCUGGAGCCCGUUUUAUACUUUUCUGUCCCCUUCCUCCGUACAGGCCUUGCCUCUGCCAUACCCCAGUGAGCACCAGAGCCACAGCCCCUGCCCAUGGGAGAGGGGCCAGCAGGCCUCCCUCUGGCCAUCCCAGCCCCACCUGACCUGGGACCCACAGCAAGGCCACCUGUCCUGGCUGCUUCUCAUCCUCACCUGAGUGCCCUCCUUCCCUCUUGCCCUCUCUCUGCCUCCCCAGGUUGCUGUCCAUUGGGAGGCAGGGCGGCUGUGGAGGGACCAGGGGCCCAAUCGGCUGAGGUAUCUGUGCAGGUGGCAGUUGGGAGGCCAGGCCCACCACGGGGGAAGGGAGCCUGGGGGCCCAGGUUGCGUCUCAGGGAGGAAAUACAGGGGGCUUACCUGGGGGGCUGGGGGUCCUAAGGUGGCUCCCACUGCGGCCUCCCCUCCCCAGGAGGUUGCCUGCAGGGGGGGGUGGGGAUGGGCAAGGCAGCUCCCCCAGAAACUAGGACAGCAGGGUAGGGGCCCCGAGGCCAGGUCAUCUGGCCAGCCUCGAGGGUGCUGUCUUCAGAUGUCUGGUUCUUAUCUGGACACA